GGUACGGGCUCAGAAAGCCCGACUGGACCCGUGAACUUAAUGUGGCGCGAGCUGAAAAUUCAAGCGCCAUUGUGCGGUUGUAUAGCAAGGAAACAUGUUUUCUAAACAGAACAGCUGGUUUUAUCGAAAGGUGCUGUGUCUGAGGGCAGAAGCCAGCAUCGCUUGGUCCAUUCUGCUGCUACCGAUUACCACAGCACUGUUUGUCCUCUUGAGUAGAGUCAGCAUAUUCCAUCCCAUUCAAUGCAUAUCAGACGCCCUUGCUCUUCUCACCGCCUCCAGUUCCGUUUUUUCCCUGGUGUUGCUGUCUGGUGUGGUGGUGAUGAUGGGAAUUCUCAAUUUUGAAUCGCACACAGUGGUUCCCUCCAUCCCUUGCACGAGGAUUGCACAGUUAGGAAAGGUGCUCAACCCUCGCCAGUCGUUCCACUCCCUGGUGCACGCUGGCCUUGGUAUGUUGGUAUCAUGGUGUGCAGCGGUCACUAUUGGAGGCAGAUACAGCACAUUGGUCUCUGCAUGCACUCAGAGCGAGAGUCUGGAUACCAACCAGAUGUGUCUGAAUGAGUACCACCUGCUUCUGUUGCUGUCUGGGGCAUUUAUGGGAUACAGCCACAGUUUCCUUGGUGUUCUCCAAAACAUGGAAUACGUGUCAUUCCCUGUUAUACAGCAAUAUAAAUACCUGAGAUUCAAGGGUGCCUUGCGACACGUAGUCAAGUGUAGUGCCAAACAGUCACUGUGCUCGCUACGGAAUUUCCUUUUAAUUUACUAUUUUUUAGGUCAUGUACCAAAAGCAUGGAUUAGUACAGUUCUCAAUCUUCAGGAAGACAGCUCUCUCCAUGCCCUUGACACUCUGGCUGGACUCCUGGACUUGCCCCUCUUUUACCACCUGUGGAUUAGCGGUACUUUCCUGCUACUAACCUGGCACGUCCAAGUCCUGCUGUUCAGAAUCUAUAUCUCGGAGGCAUACAGUUUUCCAGUACAGUCUUCUUUUCCUGAGGAAACGGAGGACUGCCUUCCCAAAGUGUUGACCUGCAAAGACCUACCAAUCUUGAAGUUUCUAGCUUUACAGGACCUGUCUUCACUGUCUCAGCAUUCAGCUGUAAGAAGGUGGGAGGUGUUCAGCCUGAGCCAGCCAGGUGGACACCCUCACAACUGGAACGCCAUCAGUAAGGAGUGCCUCUCACUGCUGUCCGAGCUAACCCAGAGUCUGGUGUCUCACCAUGAUGCGGUCGCCUCCAAUGGCCGAAGCAGGUCCUCCUCCGCUCCCACACCCAGCAAAGGUGGCUCCGUUCCGCCUCCAGCAGGAUCUGAGGGUAAAGCUUUAUCUGGCUCAAAUUUGAGCUACAUACCCAAGUAUACCCAUCUGCGGUACAUCUCUGAUGUCCCAUCACCGAUGCUGUGGAGUUCCCCAACAGACCCUAAACUUGUGGCUAGCCCCGUUCAGAAGCCUACCCAGCAGCCCCCUCCACCAGCCGCAGAGAAGCCUAGCUUUCUCAGCCAGUGGGUCCAGAACCGCAAAGAGCAGGUUAAAGCUUUCUUGGCAAAGAGGGUGCUCUAUAUGUAUUUAUUUAGCAAGCUACCGGAAGCAACAAGCCAGGCUUUGUUUGCCGACAGCCAAGCUCACAUUUGGGCUUUAGAAGGCCUGUCGCAUCUUGUGAAGGCGUCGUACACCGAAGACAAGUUUGGUGUCAUGCAGACUACCCUACCAAGUAUUUUGAGUACCAUGUUGUCACUUCUUGAGGCUGUAGAACGCCAUUUUAAGCUACCCCAUGCGUCCAGCAAGCCUGCAAGACAUGCGUGCAGUAUGGUUGACCCUACCUACAAGACCCUGCGUUUCGCUUUGAGGGCCGCCCUCAAGACUGCCAUCUACAGAAUCGCCAACACCUUUGGACAGCAUCUCAAUGACGUGCAUCUGUCUGCUGAUCACAGGAAACGAAUGCAACAGUUUCUGGAGCAUAGAGAAUAAGACCAACUGAAUGACUUACUGACCUACCAGGCCUUUUUGGUUUGCCCUUCAUCUUUAGGGCACAGGUGGCUUGUGUGUUUUGUAUAUUAUCCCCAAAUCGCCUUCUAUCUCUUUGCUUUCUAUUAUGUCUUUCAUUGACUCCUUUUAUUUAUUUGUGUGACUGUAAAAACAAUGGCCGUGUUGGUUUUCAAUGUAAAAAGUUUCGAAAAAUAAAGAUGUUUAACUUUU
Engraulis encrasicolus (European anchovy) is the source of this 2188-nucleotide messenger RNA. RefSeq names its product NDC1 transmembrane nucleoporin (gene ndc1). Gene Ontology annotation, biological process: nuclear pore organization. Gene Ontology annotation, molecular function: protein-macromolecule adaptor activity. NCBI's taxonomy places the organism in Eukaryota, Metazoa, Chordata, Actinopteri, Clupeiformes, Engraulidae. Bases 95 to 1960 code for a protein of 621 amino acids. The transcript is spliced from 18 exons. The record is from RefSeq and is a predicted model, not a curated record. Gene Ontology annotation, cellular component: nuclear pore transmembrane ring.